AGAGCUCCUGUUUGAUACGAGGUAAAUAAGCUUCGUAAGUUUGUUGCCAUUGACGAAAUCAAUUCUUUGGCAUGACAUUUGUUGGCUCAUGGAAAGCGAGUCGUCCACUUGGCCUUGUUACGAAGAACAUUGGGUUCCAUUUGCGAGUCCUGAUUUGGCACUUGUAGCCUUGAAGAGUAUACAGGCAGACCCAGAACUUCGUCCUAAUCAAGUGAAGCGUAUUCUUUCCGUACAAGAUAAUUCAUUGCAUGUUCAGUUGUAUGCAAAAGAUGAGCGAGCGUUGAGAAUGGCGUUGCAGUCACUUCAACAAAUGAUUUAUGUAGUACAAACAGCGAUAACUUGGUUCUCUACCGAUUAUUGGAAGACUGCUGCUUAAAGUUUGGAGUUCUCCUGUUGAUAAAGUAGAUAGCGAUCUAGGAACAUGGAAACCAAAGCGUUCCAAUACACACUAAUAAUAUUGUG
Molecule: messenger RNA, 462 nt
Organism: Galdieria sulphuraria
Lineage: Eukaryota; Rhodophyta; Bangiophyceae; Galdieriales; Galdieriaceae
Exons: 4
Coding region: 89-376 (95 amino acids)
Cellular component (GO): EKC/KEOPS complex
Source: RefSeq, a predicted model, not a curated record